AUGCGAAGACGGCACCGCAGCUACCAUGCGACUCGCGCCGCUGCUAACGCACAGAACUCAAGUCAUGGCUCAACUGGCGUAGCUGGUGCAUCUGACGAGGCGUCUAGCGCUUCAAUAGCGUCGACUAAUUCCGUCUCGACUGCUGGGGGCUCUACGAUUCACGGGAAUGUCAAUGUGCGACCAGACCUGAACGCUAGUGCACUUAGCGUUGACGCCACAGGCUCCGUCGCUGUACUGGCAGGACGCAAGGGGCUGCACCUUGUAGACCUGGAGACGCCAUUUCUUCCGCCUGCCACGCUAUACCACCAGACGAAGCUGGAGGUGACAGUGGUCAAGUGCAACCCGCACGCGCUUUUCAAGAGCCAUGUCGCCUCGUCCAGCAACCGGAACACACUCAUUUGGGACAUCGCAGACAUCGCUGUGGGCUCCGGAGCGUCAGCUUCGAUCGGGGCGGGUCAGGGCUCGUCGAGCGCCUAUAAACAUGGUCGUAGGAACGGAGGAGGGACUAGUGGCGGCAGUGAAUCGCAGACAACGACGCAGCCGCUUGUGGCUACACUUCGAGCUCACACGCGUCCUGUCAGUGACGUGGCUUGGUCACCUAUGGAGCCUUCGCUGCUGGCGACGAGCUCUGCAGACGCCAAGACGCUGCUUUGGGAUAUGAGGUCGCCUCAGAGGCCGGUCCAGACGCUGAAUGCUUUCAACACGAGUGUGAUCCAAGUGGAAUGGAACCGAGUGGAUGCCACGUCGCUAGCUACAGCUCAUGAUGGAGAAGUUCGAGUCUGGGAUCUUCGUGCCGCUGGAGAGAGGACGGUGGCGCCGGCGGCGCUGAUUACAGCGCAUAUGCAGAAGAUCUACGGCUUGGAUUGGCAUCCACAGCGUAUGUAUGAAUUGGUCACGUGCUCAGAGGACAAGACAGUCAAGUUCUGGGAUGUGACGCAGCCCAGAGUGUGUCAGGGCAUGCUAAGUACGGGCGCCCCAGUGUGGCGAGCGCAGUACACGCCGUUUGGUGACGGUCUGGUGACGAUUUCGCAGCGUAUGGACAACACAAUUCGCCUCUGGGCUCUCUCGCACAGUGAAGGGGACAGUGGAGGGGGCGGUGAUGCAGGAGGUGUCGAUAUCUCGGGUGCUGGUACCGGAGCGGCUGUCACGGCUGAGCUGGUGCACUCAUUUGUGGGUCAUAGUGACCUGAUCAAGGGGAUGGCAUGGCGUGUGAGACCCCAGACAAGUGUCUACCAGUUAGUAUCGUGGUCUAAAGAUCAAGAGCUGCGUAUGUGGCACGUGGAUGUGCCGCAACUUGAGGCCUGUGGCUACGACACGGCGUCCUAUCUCGCCGACGUGGCUCCUUCCGAGGGCAACAACGCGAGUGCCCGCCAACAGUCCGAUGCUCAACGUAUGAUGCGAGCGGAAUUCGCUGAGAUGCACGCUCAGCACUCCAAGUACAGCCUUUCAACACUCAAGACAGAUUUUGUCCCGCUUGUGGUGCCAAAGUCGGCUGUGCCAUUGAGCACGGAUGAAUACACACUGGAGGGCAAUGACAGCUCGCUGCAGGCUCUUCUUGCACUGGAGGAAGAGCUCAUGAAAGGCGGAGAGUCGCAAUCUGCCAGUAGCGACGAUGAGAGUCCAGUGUCAGCAACUGGAGACAAGGACGACGAACAUUCCGAUGAUUCAAGUACGAAAGAGCGUGCUGCGAGCUCUAACGGCGCCAGAGCUCUGCCGUGUCCUCGGAUCUCUGGCGCAGCCUUCAGUGGCCCCAACAUGUUGCUGAUUUUUGAUUCCCGCGUGGCAAUCGGUCAGUCUCGCAGCUCAGCAGUCCCUACUGCGGUCGCUGCAGGCAAAGGGAGCAAGCCACAGGCGCCUCCGAACAAAUUGCCGCGUACGUAUGAGGAAUUGCUGAAUUUACGGGACUCUCGCUUCGCGACCAAGAAGAACAAGAAGCCGCCUGUGAAGCUUCUUUCGUCGGCUAAUAUCGGGGGAUCUAUGGACGUUGGCACCAACGAUUGGACUGGGCAGCAGCAACAGCCACAGGAACUGAUGGACAGUGGCGUCAUGGGAGGCUUUGGAGAGGACGUGGACAACCACUCGCACGGAUAUCGUCAUGCGUCCAUGUAUUAUUCUUCUGGCAGUGGAGGUGCGAGUGGAAACGACGAGUUAUUGAGUGGAGUGAACGAGAUGGACCCGCCUAUUCACGCUGGACCCGAGUACUUGAACACGUACUUCUCCAGCGCAGAGUAUCAUUUACCCGUGAACAAUCCGGAGCAUCUUUUAUCCAUGCCGACAAGUGCGGUGGCUGGCCACCAGCUCUCUCCGCGAUCUUCAGUCCGUGCCAACCAGCCAGAGCGAUUAAAGCGCGUGGAACAGCCCGCCCCGGCGCUUAAUCUGGAUCUGAGUAUCAGCGUCACGAUUCUCGACUUGUCCAAGCUUUGUGGAGUGUCUUCAAUCUUAACGUACCAGACUGACCUUAUGCCUCGAGGUUUCGGUCCCUCGGCUGCAGUAUUCCCUAAGACGAGCACGUCAGCGAAGCGCAAGAAGAGUCAAGCUGGAGCUGUGAACCGCUCGAUGAUCUCCUGGAUGCUGCGAGCAGCUGAAGAUAUGCCCGACAAGCGUGGGGCUUCGUCAAAAAAUAACCUGGCCCGUGUGCUCAAGGGAUUAUUAGCCGAAAGCGAUGCAGCCAAGGCGCAACAAGACGAUGACGAGACCCCAAAUGAGAUUUCCAGCACUGCAUUAGCUGCUACGUGUGCACAAAAUGCACGAACAUCGAUGCUGGCAGGACGGAGCGACUUGCAGCAGAUUUGGUCGCUGCUGGAGAUUUCUACGGCUCCCGAAGUAGGGCUGCCUAUCUACAAGAAGAACGUUAACACUUCGGCGUCGCUUUGCCUACGAACGUCGCAUCCCUGGAGCGCUCAUCCACUCGGCAAACGACUCGUACACAAAGUGCUUGACAUGUACGAACAAGCUGGCGAUGUUCAAGCGCUGGCGUCGAUUGUGUGUGCGCUGAAGCCGAACGAGCGCAAGGAACCGGACGCGAUUCGCGACUCCGUGGCGCCCUCGGCCAUCACGAUGGAAGAUCAGCUCCCAGUUGUGCGUGAAGACAGACGAUCAAGCAUCGAGGAAGUCGAUUACAUAACGGGGUCGGCCACCAUUGGUGCAUCUGCAUCUACCAGCAGUGGCAUGCGUUCCAGACGCUCGUCAUCGAAUACGCUGUCGCAGCUGGUGGUGGACUCAAAUGACGCUCCUCCUGUGAUGAGGGGAGCUCGACGAUCGAGUAGCCACAGUGAAGCACGGUCCCAGACACUGCCACUUGAUAAGGACUCUGCCGUACGCGCUCUCAAAGACUGGCCGUUGACUAGCAACGGGACGACGAGCGCCUCAUCCAGUCGCCAAUCAAGCCCCGUUCGAGACCACAAUCUGUCCAUUGGGAGCUGGAAAAUGGACUUUGAUCAUCCGUUCAAGACAUGGAGCGGCAACUCUGGGAAGGAGCCUCCUCCGCCUCGACUAACUGCCGAUACAUUCCAGCCUCCGAUUCAGGCGGUGAAUGGCAAGUCGCCAGCACCUUCAAUGACUGUGACAGCAUCUCCUAGAGUCAACCCGGUGACUCCUUCUCCUCUGCACGGAUCUCUCGGCUCCACGAGUAGAGAAGAGGAAGUGGACGCGAAUGACCGAGUGCUGCUGCAGUUGAGUUUCCGCCCUGCAGAUGACGAGAAGUGUCUGCUUUCGACACUCCCUGAAGACGAGGCCCGCUAUGAUAUCUACAAAGAGGCGUACGCAGAUGUUCUGUAUCGCUACGGAGCUAUGAACCUGCGCAACGAGGUGCUCAAGACGAAGUCUCAUGGAGUCCAAGACCCGCGUGGUAUCUCAAUGGGGCUCAUAUGCGGCUCGUGCAAUGCGAAAACAAUCGAUCCAGUGUGCUCAAGCUGUCGGGACUUUGCAGUGCGCUGUUCCGUGUGUCAGCUCGUUUUGAAAGGCCAGUCGAUGUUCUGUAUGAGUUGUGGCCACGGUGGCCAUGCCGAACACAUCCGCGAGUGGUUCGAGGUCGAGACGUCGUGUCCAACUGGAUGCGGUUGCUGGUGCAAGCAGGCCACCGCGACGAUGCCAGCGUACCAGCUAGAGCAGCAAGACGCUGACCACACCGUUGCGCCGUCCAGGUCGCACUCGUUCUAA
Molecule: messenger RNA, 4158 nt
Organism: Phytophthora infestans T30-4
Lineage: Eukaryota; Oomycota; Peronosporomycetes; Peronosporales; Peronosporaceae
Exons: 3
Coding region: 1-4158 (1385 amino acids)
Molecular function (GO): protein binding
Source: RefSeq, a predicted model, not a curated record